AUGGACCGGCCUCCACCUUGCAAAUUUUACCAAAGCGGUUUUUGUGCCAAGGGCGAUGAUUGCCCAUUUUCUCAUCCAACACAGCGUUGUCGUUCCUUUACACAGGAUGGUUUUUGUCCCUACGGUGUCCAUUGCCACUACUGGCAUGAUUUCAAUAAUUUUGCUCUCUCUUCAUCUGCUGGCAUGCCUGUUCAGAAAGUUUGUCGAUUCUUCCUUAACGGUCAGUGCAGCUAUGGGGAUGCCUGUGCUUAUUCCCAUCAACUUGAUAACUCUGAACAACAAAAUCAAAUUACUCUCACUGAAUAUCGACUUCAGCAGCAGUUGGCGCAACUUUCGUUGCCUAAUUCUCUCGUACCGGUUACUCCCCAAGUAUCAACACAGCAGGUUCCUGCAAUGCAUUCAUCAAGACCUACGGUUGCUAGGCCGUCAGCGCGCCUAGAACAGGCUUAUCUCUCUGCUUUGCAACCAGGAGAUCUGGAAAAAAUGCGGGAUCUUGAGGUGGAUCGUCUCUUGAAGCGAUUUCCACCAAGUCAGUUGAAGCAAACUUCCGGUAAUAAUGAUGAAGUGAGAACUUUUUCUCUCCUUUUUUCCUCUACAGAUCCAGACUGGGUACAUCAAGUUAAACGAAUACUACUUUUCAUUUCCCUUCCUGGCCAGUAUCCAUCUUCUCCACCAAUUUUGAAUGUUCCAAGAACAUCAGAUAUCCCGAACGUUGUUACGGACAAACUAAACGAUGCAAUAACCGAGUGGGUGACUGAGAGGCACAGUGCCAAUGUGUCGACAAACAAGGUGUCCCUCUUUCUACGUCCAUUCUUCUUUUGGUUGGACAAGAGCCUAAAUAGGCUUCUAACCGACGGUUACGCCCUGGUCGAAGGUGAAGAGGCGGAGGUGGACGUCGAUUUGAGGAUUCCUGAACGAUUUGAUUCGCCGAUAAGUUUGUGUUUGCUUCCAAACCGUACUGCCACAGUGGACAAGACGAAUAUUGACUCGACAAGGAUGGGUAAAAGUGGAACGGCAGAGGAAGCGGUGAGUGAGAAGGCAGGUGGUGAAAUUGAAAAAAUGAACGCUGAGACGAAAGCAACAGAAGUGGGCAAAAAAGAGGAAGAGGAGGAAAGUGAGGAGGAUGAGAAUGGAGAUGAAGAGGUGGAGGUGGACAUAUCUACAGCCACUAUUCAACAACAAGACUUCUCCUUAGGAGGUCUCGAGAUGCGUGGACAGGCGGGCACUUGUCUGUUUGUGCGUCUGCCCGUCUACUGUACCUGCGCACGAUGCAAGUACACCUUUGAAUGGGUGUUCCGCCUCCCUCCAUCACCGCUGUCGCCGCUGCCGUCAACAUCAUCUUCGACGUCGGCUUCAAAAGAUAAAAAAGAAGGGGCAGCAGCGCCGCAGGCGCAAGCGCUCACUUCUGUCCCACCGCAUACUUCAUCAUGCCAGCGAUGUCGGCAGCCCCUGGGCCUCAUUUUUAACGGCGCGUUGGUCCAUGCAUUUUCUUGUUGUGUGGGUACUUUCCAGUUGGCCAAUUGCCUCCUCGUUGAGGUGCAGAUGCGAUCCGUUGAGAUGGUCAUCAACUGCGUUCACUGCUGUAACGGAGAUGCGCGGAUUACAGGUCUGCAACCGGAUCGUAUUAAUGCAAGACGUUGUCGCGGUUGUCAUGCGCCCUGUGGCAUAUUCUUCAACUAUAUAAAUAUCUCAAAGCCUCGACAGCCUCCCUCACUUAUCUGCAAGCAAUUUGGCCUCUUAUCGACCAACAAGGCGGCGAAGGGGGCUGUAAAGCAGAAGCGGAUUCAUAUGCCAGGGGACCACACUUCAUCCGCCACCAACUUCAUCAUUCAGAAGGGCACUCCCCUUCCCGACAACGGAGCGUGCAGACACUAUCGUAAGAGUUUCCGUUGGCUCAGGUUUCCUUGUUGUCAACGCGCCUUCCCUUGUGACAACUGUCACGACGAGGAGGUAGCAGGAGCCCACGAAACACUUCACGCCACACGAUUCAUUUGUGGUUUCUGUUCAACUGAGCAGCAGGUAACCUCCUCACCAACAGUCGUCUGUUCGGCUUGUCAGAACAACUUGACAUCGGUGGGGUCGACUAAUCACUGGGAGGGUGGACGCGGCUGCAGAGACCCUGUAAAAAUGUCUCGCAAGGAUAAUCGGAAAUACCGCAUCAAACGCUAA
Molecule: messenger RNA, 2169 nt
Organism: Hydatigera taeniaeformis
Lineage: Eukaryota; Metazoa; Platyhelminthes; Cestoda; Cyclophyllidea; Taeniidae
Source: the annotation of a GenBank genome assembly